AAAGAGUGGUUCAUUUUUCUUCCCAUAUUAAUUUUUAUUAAUAAAAACAAUUAAAGACGACGGUCUCUAGAUGUCUUUGUUGCUGUCUUCAAUUCAAAUAAUUGGAUUUAUAUUUCAUUUGAUUGAAUCGCCUUUUGUUGAUAAAAUGUUCUUAUCCAUUCAUCUGCGUUUCAACACAGUGUUAUUAAAUAAGACAAAUCAGCACGAAGACUCAGUAUUAUAAUCACCGCUAGGUGGUGUUACAUAUCUCUGGAAAGUAAAACAUGUAGUCUUUACUGACCCCUGCUGGCCGUAUAAAAAACAAGCUCAUAAAUUGCUGCUGCACUAUUUUCAUUUCCGUGUGCCGAUAGAGAGAUGUGAAGGUAAAAACAGAAAUAUCCACACUAAGUGUAAGUAUACAGCUUUCACACAUUUAAAUAAUAGUUGAAAUUACACGCAAUAAUCAGUACACCGUGAUACAGAUCAAACAGUGGAUCACACUUCAUCAAAAUCACCAUGUCAAGAAUGGACUGUAGACCUCGAGAGAGAGGAACAAGAGGAAGAGGAGGCCGAGGACACCGAUGGGAAGAGAGCAGGGAUGUGAGGUUGUCUAAAUCUCUGUCUUAUGUGUUACGUCAUGGUGCCAGUAAGAUGGGCCUUCAGAUGCACUCGGAUGGCUUUGUGUAUGUGGAGGACCUUCUAGCUCAUCAGCAGUUCCGCUCAUUUUCAUUGGAGGACGUGCAGCGAGUGGUGGCCAGCAAUGACAAGCAGCGAUUCAAGCUUCAAGCACACCCCGAUGACGGACGUAUUCAGAUACGAGCCAAUCAGGGUCACUCUGUGCAGGUGGCAGAUCUGGAGUUGAAACAGGUGGCACCUGAUGAUCCGAACUGUCCAAAAGAGGCUGUGCACGGCACGUACAUGAAACACUGGCCCUCUAUACAGAGCCAGGGUCUCAGCCGAAUGAACAGAACGCACAUACACCUGGCAUCUGGGCUACCUGGAGAGGGCGGAGUCAUCAGCGGUAUGAGACAGAACUGUGAUUUGGCUGUGUACAUUAAUGUCCCAAAAGCUAUGGCAGAUGGGAUUUGGUUCUUCUGGUCAGAGAAUGGGGUUUUGUUGAGUCCUGGAGAUGCUGGAGGGAUGUUAGCGCCCUGCUACUUCUCUAGGGCACAAAAACUCAAACCCACAGUCUGUGAAAUUGAGCUGGAUUAGCUUUUGGAGAGGAUUUCUGUCUGACAUUACUACUAAAAUAUGGACACGUGCAGAUCUACUUGACAUGAAGGCGUGAAACGUAGUGGGAAUCUUUUUAUACAUAUAUCUCUAUUUUAACAUUUAUACAGCAGGACUGCAUAUAAAGUUGACUUCACCCCUGGAGCUUCUUGAUAAACCAGAGAUCUUGGAGACAUGGGACAACAUGCCUUAUUAAACGCUGGUCAAUGAAACUGAACUGAACUUCAUGUUGUUUUUUAUAUAGGGAAAUUAUGAUUAUGAGGUCAUCAAGUUGUCUGAUGUUUUGUACACAAAUCGCAGAGUGACCUCCUAAACCUGUUUUAUUUGUAGGGCAGUUUCUGCCCACUGCAUAUUUGUCAAAAAAUAGAGUAUCUUAAUCCAUCGGAGAGCUGAAGAUAGAGCGCUCCGUCUCAUGUUUCUACUGGGGGAUUUUCAGCAAGCAUGUUUAUGCACAGUGGACCAGACGAGAACAAAUAACAUCCAGUGGUCUUAUUUUUAUUGCAUUUUGUUUAAAUGUUUAGAUAUUUUUUGAAGUGAAAUUUUGUCUACUUAAGUCACACACAGUCUGUAGAAGUGCCCCACAUUUACAUUAAAAUGAAUGUAGUAUUUAACCUCACUUUAAGGGAGCGUCUAUAAAUUAUUGAAAAAUGUCAGAUGAGAAAUUAUUUCAAAAAGCAUCUGAUGCAAAUUCUGGUUUAAAUGUAUUUUACAUGUGUGGCCAUGUGUCACAUUUCCAUGAGGUCUAAGGAAUUUCGUCUUAACAGUCCACCAGCUGAUCAUAGACCUAUUCUUGGAAGUAUUGUCAAACUACUGUAGCUGUUUUGUGUUUGGAUUUGUGUGAGCAUUAAGUCCCUGCAUUGCAGAGAGUGUCAGCAUUCUUUCCCUAUAAGAUGAUAGACUAGUUUGUAACCACAUGAAAUGAAUCACUUUGAUGCUCUGAACAAAGGAUGGUCGACAUACAGUAUGGGAAGAAGAGAGAUUAAUGUUCAGUUCUGUUCACUAGAACAAAUCGAAGAUCAACAGCAUGUGUUUAGUGCAUAUUUGACUUUAGUCAUAAAUAAUUUUCGGCUCACAGCAUGUAGUUUGCUUCAAGAGCUGCUGUUGCACGUGGUAUUUAAUAAUCUGAUAAAGCAUGACAAUUCAGUACUAAUGUAAAGACAUUCAUGCUGUUGUACACUUCAAGCUGUCAUUUAGUGUUCUCUGCAUCUCUAGGCAUCCUCUCAAAGCAAGUUUCCCCAGAUAGCAGGGGUCUAAAUUUAGUGAGGCCCUAUGACUCUCUUGGCCUAAAGUGUCAGAUUCCAUUUCCAGCGUCCGUCUCUGCUAGUGCAGCACCUGCUGCUAGCUGUAAUACCCUAUUAAGCUCGGCAGAGUCGUUUACCUAUGCCCAAGCAUGAUUAAAAAAGCUUCAGGUCGGGUUCAAUGAAUAUGUUCUGUGUCUCUUUUUUAACAAGUGGUGUCCAUUAAUCUUUGAAAUAGACAGGCUCUGUGGUAACGCUAAAGGAGUCGGGGUGUUUAUCUUUUCUUUUUUUUUUG
This is a messenger RNA of Triplophysa rosa, 2742 nucleotides long. RefSeq names its product tRNA phosphotransferase 1 (gene trpt1). The transcript is spliced from 7 exons. Bases 496 to 1191 code for a protein of 231 amino acids. Gene Ontology annotation, biological process: tRNA splicing, via endonucleolytic cleavage and ligation. NCBI's taxonomy places the organism in Eukaryota, Metazoa, Chordata, Actinopteri, Cypriniformes, Nemacheilidae. The record is from RefSeq and is a predicted model, not a curated record. Gene Ontology annotation, molecular function: tRNA 2'-phosphotransferase activity.